AUGGAACAACACCAAGCGCUCACGUUAGUUGAUCUCCCACAUCAUGCCAUCUCCAAAAUCAUCUAUGAACGGUGGAACAUGGACAAUAAGUAUCAACACGUUCUUUCAAUUUUAUUUACUUGCAAACAAAUAUACUAUGAACACUAUCAUAUUUUGUACAUGUUAAGGCCACUUGUUCUAGGAAAAGCAGAGAACUCAACAAGCUCAAAGGAUUUGCAGAAAUUGAUUCAAAUUAGAGCUUGUUGCAAGAUUAGGAAAAUUUACGUGGUUAGGCCAUCCAAAUCCCUAAUUCUGCAGGUGGAAAUGUUUCCUAAUCUAAAAACAGCUUCAAUUAGUACUUCCUUGAAAGAUUUACUCAACAUCGUUUAUAAAUUACCCCCUACUGUAACAGAGUUGAAUUUAUGCUUAACUAAGAAUGGAUUAAGAGCUACAACGACCGAGAUUCUUAAUGUUCCCACAUUCAAGCUAAAGAGGUUGAAAUUUAGUUCGGUUUGUUGCAUUAGAAGAACAAGAUUUUCAUCCUUUUAUGACACAAUCAUGGGACCUAUAACUAGAAUCACAACGGACCCAAAUUAUUACAAAAGAAGUUCUCCAGGAAAAUUGGUUUGCAAUUUAUUAGCAAGAUUGAUCAAAGACAAUAUAUCAACGUUGGUCAUGUUAGAUUUUGAAACAGUCCACUUUGAUCAAAUCAAUUUAGUAUUGAAAGAGCUCAUUUUUAAUUUCGGUUCACCCAAUAGGCUACAAGUGAUAAAGGUUAAUCAACUAGGUUCGGAUCAGAAUACAACGUACAAGCUCAUUGAUAUUUGUAAGGAACUUCAUUUCACCAACAAUCACUUGGGUCUUAAGUACAUUAUUCAAAAGAAAGAAGAAGGUUUGAUCCAAAAGAUUGUGGCUACCAAGCGGCCUUAA
Messenger RNA from Lodderomyces orthopsilosis Co 90-125, 909 nucleotides. RefSeq lists its product as uncharacterized. The coding region runs from base 1 to 909 and encodes 302 amino acids. The transcript has a single exon. Lineage: Eukaryota; Fungi; Ascomycota; Pichiomycetes; Serinales; Debaryomycetaceae. The record is from RefSeq and is a predicted model, not a curated record.